GCUGUCAUUUAAAUUAUCAAUGUCAUGGAAAUUGAAUGAAUGAUGGAAGAAGUAAUUAUAAUUAAUCGAUUAAAUAAAUAAAUAUACUUUCACAAGUUUGCAUUUUGCAAAAAUAAUAAUAAAUGAAGUAUUGAAAUUGUGACCGGAACACGAACAAAAGGAAUGUCAUAAUGGAUUUCGAAAGUCCUGAUGUCGAAAAAGAUUUUCCGGGAUUAUAUGCUUCUGAAGCAGGACGUAAAAGUAAUGAAAGUGACUUCAGUGAUGGAGGUGACCAUGAGAAACCAAGCAAAAAGGAUUUAUUGGGACGUCGUAAGGACAAAAAAGAGUCCAAAAAAGAUAGAGGUUAUGCUGCUCUGGAAGGAGAGAGCUCUCCAGAAGAAGAUACUGAUACCAAAAGUCCAUCUAAAUCAAAAAAGACAAAAUCUUUUAAGUUCCCUACUAAAAGCAAAGAAAAACGUGAAAAAUCACGAGACAAGGAGAAAGUGUUAGAAGAUGCGGCAAAACAAAAAGAACUAAAUGAAAAAGAAAGGAAAAAAGAAGAAAGGGAGAAGGAAAGGGAAAGAGAAAAGAAGGAAAAGGAGAAGAAAGAAAAGGAAAAACGAGAGAAAAUGAAGGAGAAAGAUAAGGAAAAGGAAGAAAAAGCUAAAUUCAAACUAGAAUCAAAGGAGAAACUCAAAGAUGAAAAGAAAGAAAAAACAAAAGAUAAAGAUAAAGAGAAAGUGAAGGAGAAGGAAAAAGAGAAAGUAAAGGAAAAGGACAAGGACAAAAAGGAUAAGAAAUUAACUAAAGUGCCAUCAACUGUGACGUCUGGUGUUCCAUUUGAAGAAAUAUUUACCUUAGGAGUGGCCCUGCCAAUAUUUGGCGUUCCUCUGCAACACUCAGUGGAGCGGUCGAGAUGCCAUGACGACACCGGGCUGCCUCUCGUUGUGCGCGACAGCAUCGACUUCUUACAGGCACACGGCAUCAAAUCGAACCAGAUCUACAGAGCGGAACCAGACAAGAUCAAGCUGCAACAACUACGGAAACUGUUCACAGACCGCGGCCCCACGUUCCCGUACCACUGGGAUGUGCCGGUCGCUUGUGCCAUGCUCAAAUUGUUCAUUAGUGAAUUACCAGAAUCAAUAUUAACACAAGAGCUACAUGGACAGUUUGAGCAGGCGACAGCAAUAGCGGAACCGCAGCGCGAGACGACCAUAGUGUCUCUUAUAGCGAAACUGCCUUCUUGCAAUCAUAACCUCGUCGCCUGGCUGAUGAGGCACUUUGAGAGUGUCGUAGCUAAUGAACAGGUGAAUCAUGUGAACAUACAAACAAUAUCGACUGUAAUGGGUCCAGCUCUCAACAUGUCGUUGAAUCUCCUCACAUACUUCAUCACCAAAGCUGAGAAACUGUUCCCUAAUGUGCAGCUCACUAAGUAUGUACCGCCACUGCAGUCCCUCCCAGUAGACUUUCCACAGUCAGCGGUUGAGAUGAGUGCGGAACUCCGCAAGCAGGAGUCUCUACUGAGUCAGAUCCAUGCGGAGAUGCAUGCCGGUUUCAUCACACAAGCACGCGACCACCAACUAUGGGAGGCGCAGAGGAUCGUCACACAGCUAAAGAGAAAACUAAGGACAGUCCAAAAGUCUGUGGAACCUAACUCUCUACCGCCACAACCAUCUAUCGACGAGAAAGCAGAUGAAGAAGUUAUUGGACGAAAUUCGCAGCCCAGCGAACCUGCACCAGUGGAGGAAGUCAAAACUCAGCAAGUGAAAACGCCAUCUGCAGAUGCAUUUCAAGAUUUAAAAGAGUCUCCUCAACUACCGGAUCCGACAUUCGAAGCGGAAUUCGAAGAUAAUUUCGAUUUUAAACUGGAAAAAGAGAAGGAAACUCUAGUAGAAGACCUGCCUACUGCAGAACCAAUCAUUGAGAAACCAAAACUGACAGAAAAAGAGAUUAAACUUCUAAGAUUACAAUUGGAGAAUGCAGAGUAUCUGCAAUUGAAGUCACUGUUGCAAGCGAAAAUAAAUUCGGAACAGUUUGAAAUAGUUAAACUUAGGAGUCAAGAGAAGGUCGCUUUGAAGAAUAAACAGGAUGGAAUACAUAAAGAGAACAAAGAGAAUCAAACACCAGAAGAUCAGGAGUUGAAGCAAAGACUGAUAAAAGAGAAUGCUAUGUUGGAGCAGAAAAGACUGAGUUUGAUCAAUCAAAUAUUCCAAGAAAGGGUGGCGUGUGUGCAAUUAAAAAUAGAAUUAGCUAUGAAGGAAGUGUUAUCAAAGUCUUAAUUUAUGUAUGACUAAUUUUAAUCUGGUAAAAAUCAAAUAGCUGUAGUGGUUUUGGAGACUAUACUCCACACACACACAAACUCAUAAAAUUUGCACUCUCUAUUUAUAUUAUAGUGUAAAUAAAUUUAUUUAUUGUUGACCAUGAUUAACAGCUUCCAUUGUGAUCUGUAUUAGUUAUAUAUUUAAAAUGAAGUCUGAGGUUGUUGUAUAUUUAUUAUUGAAUGUGUUAUUAAUGUGUUUUAAAUGUAUAUUAAAAACUAUUAAUAUUAAUUGUCGAAUAUCAUUGUAGUGACAACUGCGGUUGAGUUUGUUUCUAAAGAUUCAGACAUGGAAUUCAUAGUUUACGUUUCUGCAGUAUACGA
Messenger RNA from Achroia grisella, 2620 nucleotides. RefSeq names its product ralA-binding protein 1-like (gene Rlip). NCBI's taxonomy places the organism in Eukaryota, Metazoa, Arthropoda, Insecta, Lepidoptera, Pyralidae. Gene Ontology annotation, biological process: small GTPase-mediated signal transduction. The record is from RefSeq and is a predicted model, not a curated record. Gene Ontology annotation, molecular function: GTPase activator activity; small GTPase binding.